UCUAUUUCCUGUGCCAGGCUCCAUGGCGAUCCAGCAUGCGGCCGAGACACCUGCCCCCGAGGGCCACCCCUUCCUCUGGCUGCUGCUGCUGGCCGGUGGGACGCUGGUGGCCGCCCUGCUGGGCGCCGCGCACCGGCUGGGGCUCUUCCAUCGGCUGGCGCACAAGGUGGACAAGACAAGCGUCCGGCACGGCGGGGAGAAGGUGGCCGCCGUGCUGAGGGCGCACGGUGUGCGAUUGGUCUUCACGCUGGUUGGCGGGCACAUUUCCCCUCUGCUGGUGGCCUGUGAGAAGCUGGGCAUCCGCGUGGUGGACACCCGCCAUGAGGUCACAGCUGUCUUUGCCGCCGACGCGGUGGCCCGCCUGACGGGGACCGUGGGCGUGGCAGCGGUGACAGCUGGCCCCGGCCUCACCAACACGGUGACCGCGGUGAAGAACGCGCAGGUGGCCCAGUCCCCGGUGCUGCUUCUGGGGGGCGCCGCCAGCACCCUGCUGCAGAAACGGGGCGCCCUCCAGGCCAUCGACCAGAUGUCCCUGUUCCGGCCACUCUGCAAGUUCUGCGCUUCUGUGCGGAGGGUGCGGGACAUCGUGCCCACUCUGAGGGCUGCGAUAGCCGCUGCCCAGUCAGGCACCCCAGGCCCAGUAUUUGUGGAGCUGCCCCUUGAUGUACUGUACCCUUAUCACAUGGUGGAGAAGGAGAUGGUGCCAGCCAAGCUGCCCAAGGGCCUCGUGGGCCGAGUGGUCGUCUGGUACUUACAGAACUGCCUGGCCAAUCUUUUCGUGGGAGCGUGGGAGCCUCAGCCCGAGGGGCCUCUGCCCCUGGACAUCCCCCAAGCAUCUCUCCAGCAGGUUCAGCGCUGCGUGGAGAUCCUGAGCCGGGCCAAGAGGCCCCUGGUGCUGCUGGGAAGCCAGGCUCUGCUGCCUCCAGUACAUGCUGACAAGCUUCGGGCUGCUAUGGAGAGUCUAGGUGUCCCCUGUUUCCUGGGAGGGAUGGCGCGUGGGCUGCUGGGCCGCAACCAUCCCCUCCACAUCCGGCAGAACCGUGGUGCUGCGCUAAAGAAAGCAGAUGUUGUUAUCCUAGCAGGAGCUGUGUGUGACUUCCGCCUCUCCUAUGGUCGCGUCCUCAGUCGCAAGAGCAAGAUCAUUGUGGUCAAUCGGAACCGGCAUGAUAUGUUGCUGAACUCGGACAUCUUCUGGAAGCCCCAGGAGGCGGUGCAGGGUGACGUGGGCUCUUUCAUGCUGAAGCUGGCGGAAGGUCUGCGGGGCCAGACGUGGGCCCCAGACUGGGCCGAGGAGCUGCGGGAGGCCGACCGGCAGAAGGAGCAGACCUUCCGGGAGAAGGCGGCCGUGCAGGUAGCCCAGCACCUGAACCCAGUGCGGGUCCUGCAGCGGGUGGAGGAAACGCUGCCUGACAACGCGCUCCUUGUGGUUGACGGUGGGGACUUCGUGGCCACCGCCGCCUACCUGGUACAGCCCCGCGGUCCCCUGCGCUGGCUUGAUCCAGGGGCCUUUGGGACCCUGGGAGUUGGUGCAGGGUUUGCACUGGGGGCCAAGCUGUGCCGGCCGGACGCUGAGGUCUGGUGCCUGUUUGGGGAUGGAGCUUUUGGCUACAGCCUCAUCGAGUUUGACACGUUCAUCAGACACAAGAUCCCAGUGAUGGCUUUGGUUGGGAACGAUGCAGGUUGGACACAGAUUUCUCGGGAACAGGUGCCCAGGCUGGGCAGCAACGUGGCCUGUGGCCUGGCUUACACGGAUUAUCACAAGGCAGCCAUGGGCCUGGGGGCCAAGGGCUUCAUGCUCUCACGAGACAAUGAGGAUCAGGUGGUCAAGGUGCUGCGUGACGGCCAGCAACAGUGCCAAGAGGGUCAUCCCGUUGUGGUCAACAUCCUGAUCGGAAGGACAGAUUUUCGUGAUGGCUCCAUUUCCGUAUGAGGGCCUGUGGGUCUGUCUGUCUGUACGCUUGCUCCUUGCACUGGGACUAUGGACCAGGCUGGUCCGGAGUCAUUCUUGCCUGCUCUGGGUCCGUCUCAUGACACCCGAUACUUUUACAACCCUUCCUGAGUGGAGGGUGGAGGGAUCCAAACUCAAGAGAGACACCUGGCAUCCCCAGGGGGCGAGUUUUGUCUCCCUCCACAGGCUCAGCCAUGCCUUUUCUUCCCUCAUCUUACAGACCGAAUAAACUACCCCCCUGGCCCGUGUGGGUCCCAAGGGCUCAAUCACA
Messenger RNA from Jaculus jaculus (lesser Egyptian jerboa), 2219 nucleotides. RefSeq names its product ilvB acetolactate synthase like (gene Ilvbl). NCBI's taxonomy places the organism in Eukaryota, Metazoa, Chordata, Mammalia, Rodentia, Dipodidae. The record is from RefSeq and is a predicted model, not a curated record. Gene Ontology annotation, molecular function: thiamine pyrophosphate binding; flavin adenine dinucleotide binding; magnesium ion binding. The transcript has 16 exons. Gene Ontology annotation, cellular component: acetolactate synthase complex. The coding region runs from base 23 to 1930 and encodes 635 amino acids. Gene Ontology annotation, biological process: L-valine biosynthetic process.